AUGGGACCUAAAAGAGCAAAGCUUUUAACGACUGUUCCGCUUUCUCUCUUCUCUUCCCCCGACUCCUCUCUCUCUUUCUUUCCCUCUCUACCCUCUCUCUAUCUCUUUCUCUCUCUCUGUUUUAUUUUCUUUUUUGUUCUUUCUUUAUCUCUCAUACUGCCUUUUCUUUCUCUCACACUAUUUCCUUCUAUUCCUCAAAUUUUAUUAUACCUCUUUUUCUUUCUUUCUUGUUUAUUCUCUCUUCUUAUACAUCUAUCUAUCUAUCUAUCUAUCUGUCCUUUCCUUUCGCGUUCCCCUCUUUCUUUACCACGCAUUCUUUGUUCUUGCUUUUUUUUUCCUGAAAAUGAGACUCAAAAGAGCAAAGAUUUUAACGAUUGUUCUACUUUCUUUCCUUUCGAAUUCUUUCUCCCUUUCUUAUUCUCUCUUCCACAUUUCCCCCCUCUCUCUCUCUUUCACUCUCGCUUUCUCUCUCUUUCUCACUUUCUCUCUCUUUCUCUCUCACUAAUCACUAUCUUUCUCUUUUCCCAAGCUUAUUUUUUCAUAUCCUCUUGUCUUUUAUCUCUUCAACCGUUUCUCUUUUAUCUUACACACUGUAAAAUUGUCAAAAUAUUUUCACUUGUAUUUCUAUCUAUCUAUCUAUCUAUCUAUCUAUCUAUCUAUAUCAUUUGUUGCUUUCUUUCUAUUUAUCGCAAUUUGUUUAUAUCUAUCUCAAUCUUUUCCUUUUUUCUAUCUAUCUAUCUAUCUAUCUAUCUAUCUAUCUAUCUAUCUAAAUGUGUUCCUUUCUUACUAUCUAUCUAUCUCAAUCUGUUCUUUUCUUUUUUUUAUCUAUCUUUGGAUAGAAAGGAACAGCUUUAA
This is a messenger RNA of Acanthosepion pharaonis, 855 nucleotides long. The record is from the annotation of a GenBank genome assembly. NCBI's taxonomy places the organism in Eukaryota, Metazoa, Mollusca, Cephalopoda, Sepiida, Sepiidae.